GUUUUAAUGGCUGAUCAAAACCCAUUGGAUAUAUUCCAGUUUGAUGAGAAUGACCAUGGCUCUUCGGAAGCGAAUCCACUAGCAGAGGUAGAUCCUCAACCUGUUCAGGAGGGAAGUGCAAGCAAUGAAAAGGCCAUUGAUCCCCUUUCUUUGUUCGAGGCAGAUCAGGAUCAACUCCAAGAAGAGUCCAAAGCUAAUGAGAAGAUAACUAAGCAGCAUUCGCAUCAAGAUGAUCCCCUUUACGAUCUUUUUGGCACAGAUGAUCUCAUCCCUGAUGGUAAAGAAGAAGAGCUUGCCGAUUCUUCUCCUUCAGAGAAAACACCAGCUCAGAAUGUGAGUGGCGGGUUUAAUCUUGAAGAUUUGGUUGAAGAAAAUCGAAAUGACAAGCCAGAAAAAGUGCUGGAGCCUCCUCAAGAUAAGCCUGAGCAUAAGAAAUCUAUUGAGGAGGAGUUAAUCUCUCAAGCAUUAUCUCAACCUCCUGCCAAACCGGAGCAUCACGAAAGUCCGAUAGAUCCAGAAUUUCAAGAGGAAGAAAUAGCUCCAGGAAUUGGAGAUGAGGCCCCUCCUGAUACAAAUUUUAAUCUUCCAAAAUCUGUUGAGACAAAGACUUUUCCAGCAAAGACCUCUCUAGCAGAGACUGUGAAGCUGGAUGCCUCUCGUGCACAACUUGCUGAGUCAAGAGUGACUGGAGCCGGAGAAGCAGGAAUUAUUGCUGAUAGCAUCCAAGAAGCGACAUCAGAUGAUGAAGACAUUCAAGAAUGGGAGGGUUAUAGAGGCUUGGCUCAAUCCACUGUCUCAAAUUCAGAGUUCCUUGGCCGAUCUACUGGCAGUGUGGUUGCCUCAAACCCUCAUAUUGAGAUGUUCAUUGAAGAUCCCACCACAUAUUUGUGAAAAUUAGUGAAGAAAGGAUGAAAUCCUGAUACUUUUGAGAUUUUGGAGCAAAUUCUAUCUCAAUUAGAAGCAGGCUUUGAAUUAAAUGUUCCUGAAAAUCCUCUUUCAACACUAAAGCAUAAAGAGAUUGUCCAGAUCUUGGUCUAUAUGGUCUAUGUGUACCUUAAUAUUGUCGAUAAAUUGCAGAAGAGAGAUCCGAAGGACAAACAACAAAGCGCAAGAGAUUCGACAAUUUUGCAUAAAUUUCAUGAGUUCCAGCCUAUUCUGGAGUCGAUUGGAGAGGAGCACAUAUUUGCGGUGGAUUAUUUCGACGUCCUCAUUUCUGAGUCAAAAGAAAAACUACAUGUCAUGAGAAGAUAUCUACUAGAUGAACAUGCAAAAACAGCUUCAGGAGGUACCUCUGUCCCUUCGAGAACCCAAUCUGAAGAGUUUGAGAAGAUUUUGUCCAAGAUUAAGUACUUCUGGCCUUUUGGGCCUACGAUUGAAGCCCAGCUAAAGGUUGUCCAUUUCGAACUGAAUAGGCUUUACUUAAAGAGCAAAGAUUUCAGAUCCGGUUAUAACAUUUUGAAGAAAUUGAUCGAGAUCCUUCCAAACGACAUCGAUGUGGUCUCAAGAUUUGCUAAAUAUUGUCAUUUCAUUGGGAGGAACAAGGAAAGCAGGAAGUACUACCAGAAACUAGCAGAGCUUAAAUCCUAACUGGGCAAAAUGAGGGAC
Messenger RNA from Moneuplotes crassus, 1605 nucleotides. The record is from the annotation of a GenBank genome assembly. Lineage: Eukaryota; Ciliophora; Spirotrichea; Euplotida; Euplotidae.